ACAGAUUCUUCAUUUUUGGUUUUUCGCUCAUCCGUCACAAAAAUGGCUGCGCUUAGAGUAUUCAGUCGUAAUUUACCGUAUUUACGACAGCAAUUUUCCGCUUUACUAGGAAACACGUCGCCAUCGGUGAAAUUUAUUUGUGUAGUAGUUAUUAUAGGGUACAUUCUAUCGUUUUCCGACGAUGUUGUGGACGUUCUCAGUGUCACUCCAGGGUAUUUGUUGCCUCCUUCUUUCCAACUGUGGUCUACUUUCACGUUUUGGUUUCUUGAAAUACAUUUGUGGGAGGUGAUCAUUGAUAUUGUGACAGUGGGACUAUGUGGGAAACUAAUUGAACCGUUAUGGGGUCAGGUGGAAAUGAUGAAGUUUUUCUUUCUGACCAAUGUUGGUGUUGCAUUUCUAACAACGUUCUACUAUCUAGUGAUAUUUGCGUGUACAGGACAAACGUCCUACUUGUUUGAUAUUCAUGUCCAUGGGCUAGCGGGUUACCUGGCUGCGGUGAGUGUUGCCGUGAAGCAGAUAAUGCCAGAUCAUCUGCUGAUAAAAACACCAUUAGGGAAAUUAACAAACAGAUCAUUGCCCCUCCUGAUUUUAAUAGCAGCUAUAAUUCUCUGGGCUAUUGGAGCUUUGGAGGGCACAUACCCUUGUAUGUGGGGCAGUGGCACUAUACUGUCCUGGAUUUACCUGAGGUUCUGGCAGAGGCAUAGCAGUGGCACAAGAGGAGACAUGGCUGAUAAUUUCAGUUUUGAUAAUUUCUUCCCCACGGUCCUGCAGCCAGUGGUGCGAGGAAUCUUAGGGCCGCCACAUCGUUGCCUGGUGCGACUUGGAAUUUGUUCGCCUAGCCCUCGUCGCGUGCAUCUUGCACUCAGUCCUAGAGGUGUCACCAUUUCAAUGCCAGGUGUGGAGCCACAAGAUAUGGAGAGACGAAGACAAAUCGCGCUCAAAGCAUUGAGCGAGAGAUUAUCGAAGACUUCCGAACAGACGCGACAAAAGAACCUUUCGACCAAAGUGAAUAUGGAUGCUGUGAGGAAAGUACAGUCACAGGUGAUACCGCAGUUCCCGGCUGACACUGCCACGUCGAGCCAGGCGGCCGCAGCCCCGCCCGAAGCCACGCUCGUUGACCUUACUGACCCCGUCCCGCCCACCACAAAACAAUCAUGAUCCUCAAAGAUUUAAACUAAAACAAAAGGCUGUUCACAGAACCAAUGUAGAAAUAGGUAUGGUUGAUUUUAUGAGUGCUUGAUCUCGAUCUCAGACACAGAUAUUCCAUAUUAAAAUGUGAAUUUAAUUAUAUUUAUGAAGUUUGUCAAUUGGUAAUUAACUAAUAGAUAGUUAUGAGCAUUUCAUGUACAUCACAAUCAUGAUAAAUGUGCAUUUUAAUUUGAUAGUUUGUAAGAAACAGCAUUUCUGCAAUGGCACUGUGAAUUUAUACGAAAUAGUAUUCAUUAUAUUUUUCUUUAUAAAAUCCAAUAGUUAUGGUUACAGUUGAAUGUAUGGGGUAUAAAAAGUAAAUAUUUUUUGCAGAUUUUAUUGCAUUUGUUGAUUGUGUCUAGCUGAGGAGUGUGAAAGAUGUGACAUAUUGUAAAUAUAAUUGAUAUUGAUUAGUGUUAAUUAAAUAAAUAUCUAAUCACUUA
Molecule: messenger RNA, 1631 nt
Organism: Spodoptera litura
Lineage: Eukaryota; Metazoa; Arthropoda; Insecta; Lepidoptera; Noctuidae
Product: transmembrane protein 115
Biological process (GO): retrograde vesicle-mediated transport, Golgi to endoplasmic reticulum
Cellular component (GO): membrane; Golgi apparatus
Source: RefSeq, a predicted model, not a curated record